UCAAAUUUCUUGAAGAAAAAAUCAAAAAAAAUAAUUUGAAAAUCGGAAGAAAAAAUUUAAUAAUUACAAUUUAAUUUGUCUUCUACUAGAAAAAUGUCUUGAAUAAUGCAUUCCGACUGUUCGUCACUUCAAGGAGAACUCAAAACAAUGGAAUUAUGGGAAACUGUUGUUCAUUAUUUAGUAACAAUAAAUCCAAAAGGAACAAGGAUAUCACAGUCAUUUUGACCGGAUUAGAUGAUUCCGGCAAAACAACCAUGGCCAAACGACUGAUUGGAGAACCUGUGGAAAACGUUCUGAAGACGGUGGGAUUUUCAUUGAUUAAGCUGCGUCAUCAUAAAUACAACAUUAGUUUGUACGAUUUGGGAGGAAGCCCUCAAAUUCGAGAAAUAUGGAGCAAAUAUUACAUGGAUGCUCAUGGUGUGAUUUAUGUGGUAGAUGCCAGUGAUGUUGCUCGUUUACACGAAUCUAAACUCGUAUUCGCUAAUUUAUUAUCGCACGAGAAUAUUUCCGGAAAACCAGUGCUCCUACUGGCUAAUAAACAAGAUAAAGAAACUGCUCUCGAUGAACUAGACGUUGUCGAACAACUGGAUGUAGAAUACAUCGUGAACAAGUACAGGUGUCCAACCAGAGUAGAAAUUUGUUCAGCUUUGAAUCCAAAUAAUAUUAAAAUUGACUCCAGUAUCAUCAGUGGUUACAAGUGGCUUAUUGAUAUAAUUAUCGAAAACUAUAACGUGAUCAAUGAUAGAGUUCAGGUAGAUAUGGCAAAUUACGCCUUGCUCAUUCAACAAGACAGAGACGAAUGGAAAAAACGAGUCGAAUCUUCCGAAGAUAAAAUCAAUCCAGAAGAUGAGCCAGUGUUGAAAAAUGGGAAUCCAUUCGUACCUAUUGAUUCUUUAAUCAAAAAUAAACCAUCCGAUGCGAAAAGAUCACGAAAAAUUGAAAAUCACUCGAAACACGAUGAUAUAACUCCUAAUAAUACAGUAAUACAAGUUAAACCAGCUAAAACCCCCAUCAAAGGAGUACUCAACAGACAAGUAUCUUCGAUCAAGGAUGCAGUCAGAGACCAAACUGAAAAACUCAAUCAAAAAUACCAUCGACAUAAAAAGAAAUUCGUACGGUUUAAUAAAACAGCUCCAAUGCCAAUGGAUAUUCUAAUCAACAACGCAGCACAAUCUCGUCUCACUGUCAACGUAGCUGUUUCUACUUCUAGUGCCAAAGCUCAACCGUCUAUUCGAAAUUAUCUUCAGAACCGUCCUAAAACUGCACCUUCAAGACUGAAUCCAAUCAAGUUCAAAGAAGCAGCGUGGGAUUUGGCUGCUCCGUUGGAUAAUGCUUCUAGUUCGAAUGCUGAGAUAUUCACCGUUCACAAAGAGGCGUCUGAUUCUGAGGAUGUGGUUUCGUUUUUCUGAAAUUUCAUAAUUUCUUCGAUGUGUGGUAAUCUAGUUCGUGUAUUUUGAAGGGGAAGCUCAAAGUAUUAUCAUUUAUCUAGUCAUUGUGUUAGUCAGUUUUUUAUUUUUUUGAAAUAUUGAACGAUUUUGAGGGAUUCAAAUUGUAUUACAUGUUCUUUUUUUUUAUUUUUAUAUUUCGGUGCCUUAUUUUUUUAUACCAGUGGUAUGUGUACCAUAUUUUAUAUAUUGCACGUUUAUUAUUUUUAUUUUUUAAAGCAAUAAAUACGUUUUCAAGUUUACUAAUAAUUUAUUUAAUUCUUUCAAUCAUCAGAAAGAAAUCACAUCGUUUGAAAAUAUUCGCUGUAGUUUGAAAAAUUGAACUAGAGAAUAAUAAACUAAAGCCUGGAACGAAUACUGAUUUCUUAAAUAUAUAAACUGGAACGAAAAGGAACAACGUAAUAAGUAAAUAAUACUUUGGCACAGAAGACAGAAUGAAAUUUCAUUCGUUUACAUCGAAAUGAUUUUACUACAUUAAAAAAAUCUAACUAUAGCCUAAUUUGAAUUGAACUAAUCCCAUCACAAUGAUUUGCCUUUUGCGAGGAAAAUCUUCAUCAUAUGGAUUCGGAUAAACUUGCAAGCUUGACCCUAGUUUAAAAUAAUCACGUAAUUAUUGAACUUUCUGUCAAAACUAGAUUCUUAAUGACUCAUAGAAGU
Molecule: messenger RNA, 2102 nt
Organism: Planococcus citri (citrus mealybug)
Lineage: Eukaryota; Metazoa; Arthropoda; Insecta; Hemiptera; Pseudococcidae
Product: ADP-ribosylation factor-like protein 13B
Exons: 8
Coding region: 156-1409 (417 amino acids)
Biological process (GO): non-motile cilium assembly; receptor localization to non-motile cilium
Cellular component (GO): ciliary membrane; non-motile cilium
Molecular function (GO): GTP binding; GTPase activity
Source: RefSeq, a predicted model, not a curated record